Pyrenophora tritici-repentis Pt-1C-BFP is the source of this 1860-nucleotide messenger RNA. RefSeq names its product GlcD, FAD-FMN-containing dehydrogenase. Gene Ontology annotation, molecular function: FAD binding; oxidoreductase activity. The record is from RefSeq and is a predicted model, not a curated record. NCBI's taxonomy places the organism in Eukaryota, Fungi, Ascomycota, Dothideomycetes, Pleosporales, Pleosporaceae.
AUGGCGCUUCGUCUCGUCUCUCUUUUUGUGGCGAUCGCAUCCUUGGCUGCAUCUGCGCAAUCGCGAAUUCUUUUCCAAUAUGAGCAACAUCAGCUCUCACGGGAAACCGUGGCUUCGUUGCCAAAAGAUGAGGCACGACUCUUCGCAUUUGAUAAUCAAUUCGAGACCAAAGCCGCCAACCUUACAGCAUGCAAAGUCGACCCAACCCAUGACAAGUGGCCGGCAGAGACAGGCUGGGACAAGCUUGUGAAAAGAUUGAGCAACCCUGAUAACCUCAUCAUGACUGUCCCACAAGCGUCGAUAUGUUACGGCGAUGACAAGGACGAUGAUCAGUGCCAACAGAUCUCUCAAAACUGGACCAAUUCGUAUUCGCACACCGACGACCCGACGGAAGUUCUAUCGCCGAUAUACCAAGGCUUGACAUGCCUGCCUCCUUCAAUCUACGACAGCGGAGGUUGCACACUUGGGGGAUAUCCUGCGUAUGCGGUCAAAGCAACGACGGUUCUUGAUAUCCAGAGUGCGAUGAACUUCGCGCGAAGUUUGGACCUGCGCCUUGUUGUGAAAAACACUGGUCAUGACUUUUCCGGCCAUUCCUCUGGGUACGGCGCAUUAAGCAUAUGGACGCAUGCUUUGAAGGAAAUAAUGAUGCUCGAAAACUAUGUGGACGAGUCGGGAUAUAGAGGACCGGCUAUCAAAGCUGGGGCUGGUGUACAAGCCUUCGAGCUGUACAAAUUUGCAGACCAACAUGGCUACAUGGCAGUCGUUGGUGAAGGCCAGACUGUAGGUGUCAUGGGUGGAUACAUGCUGGGUGGAGGCCACUCACCUCUUAGCUCCAUCUACGGCAUGGCUGCAGACCAAGUUCUUGGAUUCGAGGUCGUCUCGCCAAUCGGAGAAUUUGUGACUGCCAAUUCGACAAGCAAUAAGGAGCUGUUCUGGGCGCUCAAAGGUGGCGGGGGCGGAUCCUUUGGCGUAGUAACGUCCAUUACCUUCAAGGUCUACAAAGACAUGCCCGUGGCUACCGCGACAUGGACACUUGACAGUUCCAAAAUCGGGAAAGAUAAAUUUUGGGCUGCUACAAAGGCAUUCUUUGACCGAGCCAUCGACAAUGUGGAUGCCGGAGCAUACAGCUACAACCGUAUUGCCCCCUCCGACGAUGACUUCACAUCAACGAUGCAGCCAUUUUUCGCCCCGAAUAAAACUGCCAGUCAGCUGAACGCCAUACUCGCCCCAUACCUUUCCAAGCUCACCGCGCUCAACAUACCUUUCUCCCCCAAGGUCACCGCAUACCCCGGCUUCUACAAAGCAUGGCUUGCGGGGUUCCCGCUAGAGUCCCAGACAGACAUAAGCUCCUACGUAGCCUCGCGCCUGUUCCCGCGUUCGAAUUUCGCGACCGAAACAGGCAGAAACCUCACCUUCAACGUGCUCCGUCAAACCGUCGAAAGCGGGCAGCCGCUCCUAGCUUUCAAUGUAGCUCCAGUCCUCUUGCCGUCCAAUGCACCCAACGCCGUAAAUCCAGCAUGGCGAAACGCAGUCUACCACAUCAUCACCAGCACCUCCGUCAGCCCCGAUUCCUCUGCCGACGACAAGCUCGCUGCGCGUGAUGCGCUGACAAACGGCACCAUGCUGAAAUGGCGCAAUGUUGCACCGAGCAGUGGCGCGUAUCUGAAUGAAGCGGAUCGCAUGGAGCCGGACUGGCAGAGAAGUUUCUGGGGCGAGAAUUACGAUAGGUUGUUGGCGCUGAAGCGGGAUAUUGAUAGCAAGGAUUUGUUUUGGGUUGACAAGGGCGUGGGGAGCGAGAGGUGGAGGGUUGAGAGCUUUGAUGAGGUGCCGGAUGAGAAUGGCAAGUUGUGUCCGGUUUGA